CCCGGCGCCCCUGGCUCUGCUUUGCAGGAGACCUACAAGCUGCCCCACCGGCUGAUCGAGAAGAAGAGGCGCGACAGGAUCAACGAGUGCAUCGCCCAGCUCAAGGACCUGCUGCCCGAGCACCUCAAGCUGACGACGCUGGGUCACCUGGAGAAGGCCGUGGUUCUGGAGCUCACCUUGAAGCACGUGAAAGCCCUGACCAGCCUCAUCGAGCAGCAGCAGCAGAAGAUAAUUGCCCUGCAGAGCGGUUUGCAAGCGGGUGACCUGUCGUCAAGAAACCUCGACUCCGGCCAGGAAAUGUUUCGAUCCGGUUUCCAGAUGUGUGCCAAGGAAAUGCUGCAAUACCUGGCCAAGCACGACAACGGCAAGGACCUGAAGUCGUCGCAGCUGGUGGGCCACCUGCACCGCAUGGCCUCCGAGGUGCUGCAGGGCCGCAAGGCCGGGGACGCCCCCCCCAAAAUGCUGGACUCCAAGGAGAAACCCGUCUCCUUGACCAAAGCGGGUGAGGGACACGGGAAGAACUGCGUGCCCGUCAUCCAGAGGACAUUUGCCCACUCCAGCGGGGAGCAGAGCGGCAGUGACACGGACACGGACAGCGGGUACGGGGGGGAGCUGGAGAAAAGUGACUCCAAAUGCGAGCAGCAGUAUUUCAAAAAGGAUACCGACCUCAAGUACGCCGUCCAGGAGAGAAUAAGCUCCAUUAAGCAAGAGACUGAGGACCCGCCGGCCAAACGGAGCCGGCUGGAGUCGCCGGAGGCCGAGGGCCCUUUCGGCAGCGACGUGAUGGGCUCCUCCGGCGGGUUCCUGGCCCCCCACGCGCACCAGCCCCCCCUGUGCCUGCCCUUCUAUCUCAUCCCCCCCUCCGCCACCGCCUACCUGCCCAUGCUGGAGAAGUGCUGGUACCCGGCCUCCGUGCCCGUCCUCUACCCCAGCCUCCCGGCCUCCGCCGCCGCGCUCACCGGCUUCAUGAACCCCGACAAGAUCUCCCCCCCGCUGCUGAUGCCCCAGAGACUCCCCUCUCCCGUCCCGGCCCAUUCCCCCAUCGACUCCUCGGCUCUGCUUCAGGCUCUGAAGCAGAUUCCUCCUUUGAACUUGGAAACCAAAGACUAAGCGCAGUGUGACCUUUUUUUUUUUUUUUCUUCCCCCCCCUUUUUUUU
Messenger RNA from Calidris pugnax (ruff), 1157 nucleotides. RefSeq names its product basic helix-loop-helix family member e40 (gene BHLHE40). Gene Ontology annotation, molecular function: protein dimerization activity; DNA-binding transcription factor activity, RNA polymerase II-specific; RNA polymerase II cis-regulatory region sequence-specific DNA binding. Gene Ontology annotation, biological process: anterior/posterior pattern specification; regulation of transcription by RNA polymerase II; circadian regulation of gene expression. The record is from RefSeq and is a predicted model, not a curated record. The annotation marks the transcript as partial. Lineage: Eukaryota; Metazoa; Chordata; Aves; Charadriiformes; Scolopacidae. Gene Ontology annotation, cellular component: nucleus. The transcript has 3 exons.